AUGGCUCCCGAGGUCGGAGAAUCUAGAGUCUUCGGACCAGAAGUUUCAAUCUCAGAUUUGAUCGAGUUGCCUGGUACACUCUUUCGACGUUUCUCUCCCCACCAUGUCUACAAGAUUCUUCCCGUUGUCUUCCAUUCAUCUAUCUCCGCCUCUGUCACUCUUCCCUUGAUGGAGAUGCCACUGGUGGCUCACCGCCACACAACAUUGACGACCCCGAUGCCCUGGCAGGAUUUCGAGCCCAUUGGUUUCCACCCCGACGGUCUUCCACGGGGUGUGACAAGCAGUCUGGGAAGCCAUUCGCCAACGGGGACAUAUCCGAAGGUUCUUUCGCUUGGUGGCAGCAGCGGUAAUGGCUGGACAAUCAGGCAUCUUCGCCACCUUCCAUUACCUCCCGUGCACGCGUUCGAGGGAGAGAGAGGGUCUCAUCACAAUGUCCACAUCAACUUGUGCCGCCCAUCGCCAAAGAUCGUACCAGAGUCUUUUUGCGACUCAUCCAUCUUCAUCCCGCCUUGUCACGGAAAAUCAGUCUCGCUGCGUUCCCACACCUCUCAUCACCUCCUCUCGUUCAAUGGCAGGUCUAUAGAUGUUUCUGUUUGGACCAAACCGUGUCCGGAAUAUGCGAUAGGAUUAAGAGAAAACCACCCUGGGGCACACGGCGGUUGGAGAAGCCGGUUAGGGCGGACCUGA
Podospora pseudocomata is the source of this 687-nucleotide messenger RNA. RefSeq lists its product as uncharacterized. The transcript is spliced from 3 exons. The record is from RefSeq and is a predicted model, not a curated record. The coding region runs from base 1 to 687 and encodes 228 amino acids. NCBI's taxonomy places the organism in Eukaryota, Fungi, Ascomycota, Sordariomycetes, Sordariales, Podosporaceae.